Arachis ipaensis is the source of this 630-nucleotide messenger RNA. The record is from RefSeq and is a predicted model, not a curated record. Lineage: Eukaryota; Viridiplantae; Streptophyta; Magnoliopsida; Fabales; Fabaceae.
AUGUGCAUCAACUACACGAACUUGAACAAAGCUUGUCCAAAAGAUGCCUUCCCUCUACCAAACAUUGAUGGACUAGUAGACGCUGCCUUGGGACACCAGUACCUCAGCUUUAUGGACAUGUACUCCGGGUACAAUCAGAUACCAAUGCACCGACCAGACGAGGAGAAAGCCACACCCCGAAGGCAUACAGUCAUGCCCUUCGGACUAAAAAAUGCCGGGGCCACCUACCAAUGGCUCGUCACCAAGAUUUUUAAAGAUCUCUUGGGGGCUGGAGCUUGCAUUCGCACUACUCACGGUGUCUCAACGCCUUUGGCAAUAUUUCCAAGGCAACCCCAUCACGGUUCAAAUGGAUCAGAUGGUGAGGCAAGUGCUACAGAAAAUGGACCUUGCAGGACGGAUGCUCACUUGGUUGGUCGAGUGAUUACAAUAGGAGAUCAGGGAGCGAACCCAAAAAAGUACGGAAGCUCCACGUUGACGGCUCGUCAAACACCAACUCGGGGGGGAUCAGGAAUAAUACUGAAAAACGAGAACAGGAUCGCUAUCGAACAAUCCAUUCGAUACAAGUUCCCGGUCUUUAACAACCAGACUGAAUACGAAGCCCUUAUAGAUGGACUGGCGCUCGCCAAGUAA